Molecule: messenger RNA, 1516 nt
Organism: Pimephales promelas (fathead minnow)
Lineage: Eukaryota; Metazoa; Chordata; Actinopteri; Cypriniformes; Leuciscidae
Source: RefSeq, a predicted model, not a curated record
UGAUAUGUAUAUAUAAAUAUGUGUAUAUACAUAUAUAAAUGUACUAGUUGUUAAUUUCUAAUGUACUAGUACAUAUACUAAUGGACUAGUUUUUAAUUUCAGAGUUAUUCAGAAUAAAUUCAAAUGUAACAAUUUAUUAUUAGUAAGAUAAAUGUAUCAUCCCAGUUAGUAUCCAGAUACGUCCUUUGAUUUCUCAGAGAGAAGCCCUUCUCCAACUCUAGACCACACAAGGGAACAAAUUGGUAAAACAUGCUGACGUAUUAGUAAGUUGUGGGAAUCAAUUGUUCGUUUGUGGCCACAUUAUACAUAUUUUUUCCCCGACAUGUCAUGUUUUGGGGCUCCAUACUAAAUAUUCACAUGUCUAAUACCAUCCGCUGUAACUCUCCACUGUUAUGGCUACCUGACUCUCCCCUGUGUAAUGAACCUUGGACAACAUUACAGUUAACUGGCACUUUAAUAUCUUAGAUCAGUUACUGACCACACUAUGACUGUUAGCCUUAAUGCAGGGUUAUGGGCUGAAAUCUGAUCUCAGAUCAGCAAUUAGCGUGAUCACUCACUGACUGUAAUUGGUCCUCUGUGGUAAUGUGGUCGUGUCACUUUUCUACCUCCACACAUAAGGGUCACAGCGACUGCACACUUGAGUUCAGUUCUCCAUGUCUUUCAGCAGUGAUCCAGCUCUGUCCCUCCAUAUCUCUGUGGUACUCUGGCCUACGGGUCAUUUAAAUCAUGUGCUCGGUGUAAUCUAAAUAAGGUCCGUAUACCGCUCUGAGGAGAAUGGGAUGGGACACCUAAAACAGGGUGAUGUGGCUUUGUACACCGUAGCAAGCGCUCGUAUUGUGGGAUCCAAUUCGCAAGGGCGCAGUGAAGAUCUGUCAAAAAACAAACACUGAAACAGUGAUUGCCAUUGUACCGAUACUCUGUCCCAGUACUAAGAAAUUUGACUAAAUUUAAAGGAAACAAUCACAUGUGGAUAACAUCUCAGUGUUCUUGUGGGUGAACCAUCCGUUCAACAUUAGUGACACUAUCUGACUAGCUUCUCUGGAGCAACACACUUCACCGAUGGACCAGCCAGUGCCGCCAGUGCUGGAGAUCGAUGUGGAUUUGGGCUUUGCCAUCUUUUUUCUCUUUCUUCUCUGCCUCUUCUUGUUUGCUACUGUUGUGCGUUGCGCUCAAACAGUUGUGGAUCCAUACGGAGCCAUCUCCACCUCCACCUAUCAGGAGGAGCAGAUAAAUAACUAAUAUCCUGUGAUAUCAGCCAAUACAAACACACUGGAUGAAACGCAAGGGUUUUAUGAAAACUACAUCUGUGUUCAGAAUGGAGGACUAUGCAUUAUGCAAUGAUGAACAAUUGUCAAAUUCUCUGUCACAUGAUCAUUAUGUCAUUUUAAUCAUGAAAUGAGGUCUGUUAUGCCAGAAAUGAAUCAAAACAAAUUAUGUCAUCCAGUUAUGGCCAAAUGUUUGAACAAGCUGGAAAUAGAAGGAACUUUAAGUAACAUAAUUUUGUGUCCUGUCUUCU